Molecule: messenger RNA, 876 nt
Organism: Pedinophyceae sp. YPF-701
Lineage: Eukaryota; Viridiplantae; Chlorophyta; Pedinophyceae
Source: the annotation of a GenBank genome assembly
AUGAGCAGGCCGAUACCGCGCACCGUGGUGCUCUCGAACGGCGUGGAGAUGCCGCGUGUCGGGCUGGGCACGUUUCGUGUUCGCGGGCAGGAGGCCGCGCAGGCCGUGACGGCCGCGUUGAACGCGGGAACGAGGCACAUCGACACAGCGUCCAUCUACAAGAACGAGGCAGAGAUCGGCGAGGCCAUCCGCAUGUCGGGCGUGCCGCGGGAGGACGUCUUCGUGACGUCCAAGGUGUCGCCCUACGAGCAGGGCGAGGCCGGCGCGUCCGCGGCGGUGGACGCCAUCCUAAACAGGCUGGGCAUGGAGUAUGUCGAUCUGCUGCUGGUGCACUGGCCCGGCGUCGCGAGGGCGAAGCGCGAGGGCCCCGAGAACGCCGCGGCGCGGCUCGGGACCUGGCGCGUGCUGGAACGAUGCUAUGAGGAGGGGCGGUGUCGGGCCAUCGGCGUCAGUAACUACACGCAGGGCCACCUGAAGGAGCUCCUGGGCGUCUCGAAGGUCGCCCCCGCGGUCAACCAGAUCGAGGUGCACCCGCGGUGCCAGCAGCGCGAGCUGCGCGAGUUCUGCGCGCAGAACCACGUCGCGGUCGUCGCGUACGCGAGCCUCGGCAGCGGGGAGCUUCUGUGCGAGCGGCACGUGCAGGACGCGGCGGCCGCGUCCGAGACCACGCCGGCGCGCGCGCUGCUCCUCUGGGGCCUGCACCACGGCUGCUGCGUGAUUCCGAAGUCGGGGGACCCCACACGGAUCGCGGCGGCGUCCGAGCCGGCACUGUUGGGGGGCGCGGGCCUCUCGCAGGCGUCUCUGGCGCAGCUGGACGGCAUGGAGGAGCUGCUAGGGCGGAAGAAGAUCUGCUGGGACCCGGAGGGGAUCGCGUAG